Molecule: messenger RNA, 1312 nt
Organism: Symsagittifera roscoffensis
Lineage: Eukaryota; Metazoa; Xenacoelomorpha; Acoela; Convolutidae
Product: enolase-like
Exons: 1
Coding region: 13-894 (293 amino acids)
Biological process (GO): glycolytic process
Cellular component (GO): phosphopyruvate hydratase complex
Molecular function (GO): magnesium ion binding; phosphopyruvate hydratase activity
Source: RefSeq, a predicted model, not a curated record
CUCCAGGUUGUGAUGCCAGUUCCCGCGUUCAACGUGAUCAAUGGCGGAAGCCACGCCGGCAACAAACUAGCCAUGCAGGAGUUCAUGAUCCUGCCUACAGGUGCAUCUUCAUUCAAGGAGGCCAUGCAAAUUGGAGCAGAGGUCUAUCACACUUUGAAGGGUGUGAUCAAAAAGAAGUACGGACUGGACGCAACAGCUGUAGGUGAUGAGGGAGGAUUCGCUCCCAAUAUUCAGGAUAACAAUGAGGGUCUGAACAUGCUGAUAGAAGCGAUCAAGAAGGCAGGGUAUGAAGGCAAAGUUGAGCUCGGAAUGGACGUUGCUGCAAGUGAAUUUUUCCAAGAGGGCAAGUACAAUCUGGACUUCAAGAGCGUUUCUCCAGACCAGACCAAGAUCAUCUCUCCGACACAAUUGUCGGAUCUGUAUUCGGAAUUUAUCAAGGACUACCCGAUGGUGUCAAUUGAAGACGCAUUUGACCAGGAUGCGUGGGAUGACUGGAGUGCGUUCAUGACUAAGACUGGAGGCAAGAUCCAGUUGGUCGGUGAUGACUUGACCGUAACUAACCCGACUAGGAUCCAGACCGCGAUUGAUAAGAAGGCAUGCAACUGUCUUCUCCUCAAGGUCAACCAGAUUGGUUCAGUGACUGAGUCGAUCACUGCUGCUAAUUUGGCAAUGGAUAAUGGAUGGGGAGUGAUGGUUAGUCACAGAAGCGGAGAAACCGAGGAUACCUUCAUCGCGGAUCUGGUUGUGGGUCUGGCUACUGGUCAGAUCAAGACUGGAGCCCCAUGCCGAAGCGAACGAUUGGCAAAGUAUAACCAACUGCUGCGAAUUGAAGAGGAAUUGGGCGACAAGGCGGUGUAUGCAGGAAAGAACUUCAAGAACCCCCGACAGAAGUAGAUCACCAACACAACGGAAGGAUGGAAUAGAAGUUCACACUAACGAACCAAAACAAUGGCUUCACUACGCACAUGAACACUAUUUGAAACUGUAAUCACAACGCUAAACAACUCUAGGCUGUUUUUAUUUGAUUGAACUGUUUUUUAUUGAAUAACGACUGUUGAACUAAACAAUUUCAGGUAUGACCAAUUAAUUGUUUAGUUCAUCUCGACUGGUAACUUGUGACUGAAUAGAUGUAGAAAGUUGUAGGCUGAAUUUGAAUAUUGCAUAGCAGAAGCUAUUAACGUGUAUAUUAACGUGAAAAGUAUAUCAAGUACUUGAUGUCAAAGCUGCAUUUUAGCACCUUACCUGAACUGUUGAAAAGUAUUCGAAUAUUAUACUGACUGAAAUUAUGCCUGAAAAUUUACUAAUUCACGUA